Messenger RNA from Trematomus bernacchii (emerald rockcod), 2427 nucleotides. RefSeq lists its product as uncharacterized. NCBI's taxonomy places the organism in Eukaryota, Metazoa, Chordata, Actinopteri, Perciformes, Nototheniidae. The record is from RefSeq and is a predicted model, not a curated record. Gene Ontology annotation, molecular function: aspartic-type endopeptidase activity; nucleic acid binding. Gene Ontology annotation, biological process: proteolysis. The coding region runs from base 25 to 2427 and encodes 800 amino acids. The transcript has a single exon.
CACCUGAGACGAGUAGACCCAUACAUGGUUGAAGUGAAGCUGGAUAGUAAGUUUGUUAACUUUGAGAUAGACACUGGCUGUAGUCUCACAAUAAUGAAUGAACAGACAUUUCAAAGACUAUGGAAAGACACAAAAAGUCCAUGUUUGAGACCAACCAAAAUCCACAUCGAGUCUUAUACAGGUGACCCUGUUAAUGUGGUCGGAGCUGCCCUUGUUAAAGUGAAAUACAAACAUCAAAGGCGGUACCUGCCCCUCAUUGUGGUUAAAGGGGACGGCCCCAGCCUGCUGGGAAGAGGCUGGCUGGAGGAAAUACAUCUGAGUUGGAAAGAAAUCAAGCUCAGACACAAAUCCCGAGUCCUGAAACACCUGAAGACAGAGGACAAAUCGCUGCAGCAAGUACUGAGCAAACAUGAAAAUGUCUUCAAAGAGGAGCUUGGCACACUGAAAGGUAUGAAAGCUACCAUCCAUGUAAAGGCUGAUGCAGUCCCUCGUUUCUUCCGUCCGAGGUCUGUCCCGUACGCCAUGCGCACCAAAGUAGAUGAAGAAAUAGACAGAUUGUUGAAAGAAGGAGUAAUCUCACCUGUUAAACAUGCAGAAUGGGCAGCACCAGUGGUUCCAAUACUGAAGCCUGUUGGGACAGUAAGGCUAUGUGGAGACUACAAGCUCACUGUAAAUACAGUUUCCUCACUUGAACAAUACCCCAUACCCCGAAUGGAAGACCUGUUUGCAGCACUGACAGGAGGAAAACAGUUCACAAAGUUGGACAUGAGUCAUGCAUACCAGCAAAUACUCAUGGAUGAUGAAUCAAAGAAAUACUUAACAGUGAAUACGCACAGAGGCUUAUUCACAUACAACAGACUGCCUUUUGGAGUAGCAUCAGCCCCAGCUAUAUUUCAGAGGACAAUGGAAGGUCUCCUGCGAGGCAUUCCUUUUGUGGCAGUGUAUUUAGAUGACAUCCUGGUGAGCGGUGUGGAUGAGGAAGACCAUCUGCAGAACCUCGAGACAGUGUUGGCAAAGCUGGAGGAGGCAGGAUUGCGUCUGAGAAGGAGCAAGUGCACUUUCCUGGAAGAGGAAGUGGAAUAUCUGGGACAUCGAGUGGACGCACAGGGACUUCACCCUGUGGAAAAGAAAGUCAAAGCCAUCAUGGAGGCUCCCAACCCCACAAAUGUUACUGAACUCAAGUCGUACUUAGGUUUGCUAAAUUACUAUAACAAAUUUCUGCCAAACUUAGCUACACUAUUGGCACCACUGCAUGAGCUCCUGCGACAAGAUGUGCGAUGGACAUGGCAAAAGAAACAGGAAGAGGCUUUUAAAAAAUCAAAGGCCCUGUUAAACUCAGCAGAAGUGUUGGUGCAUUACUCUGCUGACCGAGAGUUAAUUAUGUCAUGUGAUGCGUCACCUUACGGGGUGGGCGCUGUUUUAUCACACGUAAUGGACGAUGGAACUGAACGUCCUUUGGGGUUCAUGUCGCGUACCCUAGCGCCUGCUGAAAAUAAUUACUCACAGCUAGACAAAGAAGGCUUAGCAGUUAUAUUUGGAAUCAAGAAAUUCCACAAGUACUUGUAUGGUCAAACUUUCACCAUCUAUACAGAUCACAAGCCACUAAUCUCUCUCUUCAACGAAAAGAAACCCGUUCCACAGAUGGGUUCCCCUAGAGUUCAGAGAUGGGCAGUGCACCUGAGUGCCUAUGAGUAUCACAUUGUGUACAAACCAGGAAAGAACAACGCUAAUGCGGACGCAUUAAGCAGACUGCCGAUGUCGGAAGAUGUGCGAGAGAGUGAGACCGCAGAACAAGUGCUCAUGAUUGAUCUUCUGGAUGACACACUCGUGGACACAGCCAAAAUAAAACACUGGACAGCUAAGGAUGUAAUAUUGUCUCAAGUUCAUGGUUAUGUCCUGUCGGGAUGGCCUUCACUGACUGAGGCUCCUCUCAAGCCGUAUCAUCAGAGGAGAGAAGAACUGAGUGUGAGGGAUGGCUGCGUGCUAUGGGGAGCCAGAGUCAUCGUACCAAACAAAGGCAGGGAAAAGAUAUUGAAAGUACUGCACCAAACACAUUCCGGCAUGUCAAAGAUGAAAGGUCUGGCUAGAUCUUAUGUAUGGUGGCCGGGGAUGGACCAGGAUGUAGAAAAGGAAGUGCAGUCUUGUGAGGAGUGCCAAAAGCACCACAAGUCACCACUAUCAGCACCAUUACAUCCCUGGGAGUGGCCGGAGUCUCCCUGGACGAGAAUUCAUGUGGACUAUGCAGGCCCCUUCCUGGGAGAGAUGUUUCUACUGAUAGUGGAUGCUCACUCAAAAUGGAUGGAUAUUUAUCCAGUGAAGUCAGCUACAUCACAGGUGACCAUUGAAAAGCUGACACCUGCAGCAGUAUACAAAGUAAUUCAAAUUAGCUCAACCUUUACCAGCAGUGAUGAACACAUUAAUGCUUGA